Molecule: messenger RNA, 3714 nt
Organism: Cyprinus carpio (common carp)
Lineage: Eukaryota; Metazoa; Chordata; Actinopteri; Cypriniformes; Cyprinidae
Product: collagen alpha-1(IX) chain-like
Exons: 32
Coding region: 474-2501 (675 amino acids)
Source: RefSeq, a predicted model, not a curated record
UGAUUAUUAAGAGCUUUUUUUUUUUUUUACUGUCCCUUUCAAAGUAAAUAUAAAAAUAUCUUCCAUAACAUACGGGAUUUCGUUUAAACAGUUUAAAAAGCUUUCUUUUCUCUUGUUUUAAUUUCUCUUCAGAUAACAGCUCGCUAAUCCCAUGUUUCCUGUGCAUAAAACAGUAUUGUACUUAAUAUUUUAACACUGAUAUCGCUUAAAACAUGACCCUAGAGUGGUAGAUGUAUUGUUUACGCGGCGCCUGGGCCACGCCUAUUUUACGCAAACCUUUGAACUCCUGUCCAAUCACCUUCCAGUUCCCAGCACGGCUCAUGAAUGAAAAAAAACAUGACUUUUUAAUACUACACCGAGAGACUGGUAGAUGGUGCGGAGGUUUAGGUGGAGAAUAUUGACAGAAAACCCGUGAACCUCAACAAAUCUCCUAAAAAGGACUAUUUUUCCUCCUUCGAGUCAUCAGAGUGACCAUGGCGCGCGCCGGGACCCUGCUGCUGCUGAUGUCACUGCAGUUAGUCCUGAUCAUCUCUGCGCAGAGGGGGCCAGUUGGUCCAAGAGGACCACCUGGACCUCCAGGGCCUGCUGGGUUUCAUGGGGUUGACGGCAUUGAUGGUGACAGGGGACCUGGCCCUGGCCCAGAUGGCCCCCCAGGCCCUGAUGGAGACAAUGGCAAGGAUGGAUUAAAUGGCCUUCCGGGAAAACCAGGAGCGGAUGGUUUGACUGGGCCCCGUGGUGACCCUGGCCCUGUUGGCCCUCCUGGACAGAAAGGUGAACCCGGUGAGCCGGGAUCAAGGGGAGCCCCUGGUGUUGGAGAGGAUGGUGAAGCUGGUGCUGAUGGGGAUGAUGGAUUACCUGGAGAGAUGGGCAAAGUUGGACCUCCUGGAAGCCAUGGACCGAGAGGUCCUGCUGGUGUGCCAGGAUUGGCAGGGCCUAGAGGCCCUCCUGGAGUCUGGGAUGGUAAGGAGCUGUGUGCAAAUGCCUGCACGUCUGGCCUGACUGGUUACACAGGUCUUCCAGGCAUGAAGGGCCACAAAGGAGUCAAAGGUGAAUCAGGUGAACCAGGAAGACAAGGACAUAAGGGUGAAGAAGGAGACCAGGGAGCACCUGGAGAGCCAGGAGCACAAGGAACUCCUGGUCCACAGGGUCUCCGAGGAAUCACAGGGAUGAUGGGCCCUAAAGGGGACAGGGGAGCUCGUGGGAAUGUUGGCGACCUGGGCUCUCAGGGUAUUCAGGGCGCUCCUGGUGAUCGGGGUCAGAGAGGAAAAGUAGGUGAGACUGGACCAAAAGGAGCUCAGGGACCUCGGGGGUUGCAGGGACUUAUGGGUUUACCCGGACCAAAAGGAGAGACUGGUUUGCCUGGGGUGGAUGCUCGAGACGGCAUUCCAGGACUGCCUGGAGUGAAGGGUCUUCCUGGGAAAGUUGGCUCUCCCGGUGAGGCUGGACUUCAGGGAUUUCCAGGUUUGCCAGGCAUUCCAGGAGCUAAAGGCCACAUGGGUGCAAAAGGAAAUACUGGUGAUCCAGGUGUGGCAGGUCUGAUUGGAAAUAAUGGAAAAACAGGUGAACGUGGCGAGCAGGGAGAGGUGGGACCAGUCGGACCAAGAGGUGGGCCAGGUGAGAGAGGAGUGAGAGGUCCUGAUGGGUCUGCAGGCAUGCCAGGUGCAAGGGGAGCUAAAGGAGAUCCGGGCCUUCCUGGUCUUCCAGAUCAAAAUGGCGCUGUUGGUCUCACUGGUCCAAAAGGAGAACAAGGACCACCUGGUGAAGAGGGAACACCUGGAGAAAAAGGAGAUGUUGGUGAUGAGGGAGAGCCAGGCGAGAAAGGAUCGACAGGAAAACCAGGAGAGCCAGGAAAUAAAGGGCCAGAGGGUGGGCGUGGCCAACAUGGACCAGAGGGUCCAGAAGGGAGGCCUGGCCCAAGAGGCAUGCAAGGAGACAGUGGGGUACCUGGACUGCCUGGGGCACAGGGACGACCAGGCCGAAAACCAACAGAUGAACACAUCAAGCAGGUCUGCAUGAGGGUUUUGCAUGGACAGCUUGCCCAGUUGGCAGCCAGUCUGACAAGGCCAGAGUCGGGCAUCACUGGGUUGCCAGGUCCUCCUGGUCCCCCUGGCCCUCCAGGGCCCGCUGGAAACAAUGGCUUCAAUGGGCAUCCUGGAAGAAGAGGACUGCCAGGUCUCAAAGGGCCCCCAGGGCUCAUGGGGAGGAAUGGGCCCAAAGGUGACCAAGGUGACAGGGGAGAUAGAGGGCCCACAGUGGUGGGGUCUAAAGGUAUACCAGGACCACCAGGGCUCCCAGGUGAGCCUGGGAAACCAGCAUAUGGCAGUAAUGGUCGUGACGGUCUGAGAGGACCACCAGGUGUUCCUGGAAUGCCAGGUGUGCCCGGGCCACCUGGUCCCCCUGGACCUAAUGGAUACUGUGAGUCAUCUCAGUGCAUACUUCAAGAAGUUCCAGGUCUGACGUCCAUCAAAGAGUCCAACAUGAAGGGACCAGAUGGUCUAUGAGCUGACAACCAUCAGCGAGCCACACAUCAGAGCCCAGCGUCUCUGGACAGGGAGACUUGAGAGACUAAUGGAGUGACUCCCUCUACGAGGAGAUUUCUGCAUUGAUGGUAUAUUCAGGUGUGAUUGUACUUGUCAAACACCAGUGUGAAGUUGGAUCAAUUCAUGUUAGGAUUCCCAGUUUUAUUCAGUCCCCUUAAACAUUAUUUUUUGGACAUACUUUUUUAUAGUUCUAAUAUAUUUAUUUUAUGAAUCAAAUUAAACCUAAAUUGCCCCAUAAAUAAUGUAAUUAUAGCUUGCAAAUAAUAACAUGCUCCAAUUCAAUUUUAUUUGAAUAUACUUUAGGUCCUGGAUGCAUACAGUACGCAAAAUAAUGCCGCCAUGACCUGGUCACUUUACACAUUAAAGGCUGUUGACAGGACUUUAAAUCAGAAGGGGUCCUAAACUUUGUAAAUUUGUCAAUAUUGCAUUGUUAAAAAAUAAUUUGUAAUUAUAAAAUCGUUUUCAGGUUGUUUUAACCUUAGAGACAUUCUCAGAUUUUGUGAAAAUGUAUGUGGUUCUUUGCAGGGGGGGGAGAGGUCUUGAUGUUUAAACUAUUUAGAAAUUUUCUGUAUUCUUUAUUUAUUGUAGAAAGGAUUGAUGCGGCACCAGCAGUUGUGAAAAGGGAGAAAAAUAAAAUAAUUUUGAUAAAGUGCUGUAUGUUUUUAAUUUUAAAGUUAAAAUCAAGCUCGUAAGAGACAAUAUGUUCCUUCAGUGUAUCUUUAUUGUACUCUCAAAUUGGCAAACUUGUAGCAACUUGUCUCUCACUAUACUAAAACACAUAUCCAAUUAUAUAAAUAGGUGCUUUAACAGUACACAAUCAAAUACCACACAUAAAUCAAGUAUCGAAAUAUUAAGUUACGCACAUCAAAUAAAAAGGCAUAAAAAUAUUGCAGACAUUGAGGUCCAGUUUUAAGCCAAAACACAAACAUCACACUAUCGACAUGGCAGUAAUAGGUAAACAAAGUUUGGGUAAACAACAAAAACUAGAACCCCACCCUUCAAUAUAUUUAUGUAAAGAGAUUUUAUUUUCCUCUAUUUUGUUUUUCCUCUCUUCCUGAUUUUUUUCUGCAAAAGACAUUGAGAAACCUCUUUAAAAUGCCACUGAGAACUCCUCCACCAGACGGUGUCUUUCUGCUGUAAUAAGGCAUUUAUUUGAGAUCUUUUUGGAGGGAGG